UUUUGUCUGUACAUGCUAGGGCCAAUAUCUAAGUCAACAACAGUCCUUAAAUCUGUUAAGACCAUACGCCCAGCGACAAAGAGACAGCGAGGGGGAGCGUGAUUAGUAAACUUGACAUGGCGGCGACCGGACCAUGCUUCUCCGUUGCCGGAUUUUGCCCGGCGUUGGUCCGUUCUUGCUUAACGCCAUCGUCAUCUUCAUCUGGUAAAAUGAAAUCGAAUCCGGUCCCAAAUCUGACACGGCGAUUUGCAGUUUCGACAGAGCAGGUACAAAUAAAAACGGAAGCAACGACGACGAGUUUUCCAGAUAACGAAAGGUUGAAGAUGGAGCGCUUAGAAAACGAAACACAGGAGAAGAAAAUUCCAUUGCUUUGGGAAUUGGCGGAAGCUGAAAAGAAGCAUAGAAAGAGCAUGAAGGAUUACUUUGAGGAGUCAAAGGAUUUGAUCAGAUCGGACGGUGGUCCACCACGGUGGUUCUCUCCGUUGGAGUGUGGAUCUCGCUUGGACAAGUCUCCUCUCCUCCUCUAUUUACCUGGGAUUGAUGGUGUUGGACUAGGACUUAUUAAGCAACAUUAUAGUCUUGGAAAGAUUUUCGACAUAUGGUGCUUGCAUAUUCCAGUUAAGGAUAGAACAUCGUUUACAGAGUUAGUGAAGCUGGUUGAAAGAACAGUUAGAUCAGAGAAUUGCCGAUCACCUAAUAGACUAACAUAUCUUGUUGGUGAAUCUCUGGGAGCAUGCCUCGCAAUAGCUGUUGCAGCCCGUAACCCGGAUAUAGAUCUUGUACUUAUAUUGGCUAAUCCAGGAACAUCAUUUAAGAAGUCGCAGCUGGAACCUCUUAUGCCUCUACUGGCCCUCUUACCUGACCAGCUCCAGCUUGGCCUUCCUCAUAUUCUGAGUUUGAUGACAGGUGAUCCUUUGAAGAUGAUGAUGGAUAAUGUGACAAAGGGAGUUCCUCUUCAGCUGACAGUUGAAGAAUUGUCACAAGAUGUGGCUGCAAUGUCAUCUUACCUUUCUGUUAUGGGUGAUAUCUUGCCUAGAGAAACGCUUCUCUGGAAGCUACAUUUGCUUAAAUCAGCUUCAGCAUUUGCUAAUUCACGUCUUCAUGCUGUGAAGGCUCAAACACUGAUACUUUCCAGCGGAAAGGAUCAGUUGCUACCAAGUCAAGAGGAAGGUCAAAGACUCCAACAUUUGCUGCCAAACUGUGAGAAUCGUUUGUUUUCUGACUGCGGUCAUUUUCUUUUAUUGCAGGAAGAUGAAGUAGAUUUGGCGACUAUUAUCAUGGGUACUAAUUUCUACCGUAGAGGAGCAUACCAUGACUAUGUUUCAGAUUACGUGCCACCAUCCCCUUAUGAAUUCAAAAAAAUAUAUGAAUCAGUCAGGUUGAUAAGGCUUGCUACAAGCCCUGUGAUGCUCUCAACUUUUGAAGAUGGGAAGAUAGUUAGGGGUCUUGCUGGAGUUCCUUCUGAAGGACCAGUCUUGUAUGUUGGCUAUCACAUGUUACUGGGUUUUGAAUUGGCUCCAAUGGUGUCCCAAUUUUUUUUUGAAAGAAAUAUUCUUCUGAGGGGGAUAGCACAUCCUUCCAUGUUUAGGAGAUUGAAAGAAGGGAGGUUACCUCCAAUGUCACAAUAUGACAUAUUCAGGAUAAUGGGUGCAGUGCCUGUUUCAGGAACCCUUUUCUACAAACUUCUGUCUUCCAAGGCUCAUGUGCUGUUGUAUCCAGGAGGCGUGCGUGAGGCCUGUCAUCGGAAGGGUGAAGCAUACAAGUUAUUCUGGCCAGAACAUUCUGAGUUUGUUAGGAUGGCAGCUAGGUUUGGAGCCAAAAUUGUGCCAUUUGGUGUUGUUGGAGAAGAUGACUUUUUUGAAGUAUUUUUUGACUAUGAUGACCAAAUGAAGGUUCCUUUCCUUAGGGAUUACAUAAUAGACAUAGCGAAGGAGUCCAAGAGUGUGAGGACUGAAGAAAAUGGUGAAGUGGGAAACCAAGAUAUGCACCUUCCAGGAGUCCUACCAAAAUUUCCUGGCAGAUUCUAUUAUUAUUUUGGGAAACCAAUUGAAACACAAGGGAGGAAGGAAUUAAAAGACAGAGAGAAAGCUCAUGAAUUAUACUUAGAGGUGAAGUCAGAAGUAGAGAAAUGCCUUUCUUUUUUAAAGGAGAAAAGAGAAAGUGAUCCUUACAGGUAUCUAUUGAGUCGUCUAAGUUACCAGGCUAUGCAUGGCAUUACUUCUGAAGUUCCUACAUUUGAACUUUGAUUGUUCUGCACAUUUGAAGAUUGAUUAUUUUCAGCAUCAGCGAUAGAAACAGAAUAAGGAUGCUUAUUCUUGAUAGGAUGAUUAUUUGAUCACAGAAUCUAUAUGUGCAGACCAACCGCAAAGAAGGUUGGUGGGUAGGAAUGUACCAUGUGUAAUGUAUGUAACAAUUAUCUAAAAUUAUGUAUAAAUUAUAUAUUUGGCUGGAUUAUUGUGAUGUUGGCAUCCAUUCCACUGCUGGAUUCAUUUGAUUACUUGAUGAGUAAUUGUAUCACAGUAAUCAAACAGAAUGUUAAUUCCAUUAAAUGUAGGCAAUCUUUGAGAUC
Hevea brasiliensis (rubber tree) is the source of this 2569-nucleotide messenger RNA. RefSeq names its product phytyl ester synthase 2, chloroplastic. The transcript has 14 exons. The coding region runs from base 117 to 2246 and encodes 709 amino acids. Gene Ontology annotation, cellular component: membrane. NCBI's taxonomy places the organism in Eukaryota, Viridiplantae, Streptophyta, Magnoliopsida, Malpighiales, Euphorbiaceae. The record is from RefSeq and is a predicted model, not a curated record.